AUUGAAGAAAACAAAAACGAAGAAGCUUCUCCUCUUCCUCUGUCUUAUUUCCUUUUUUUGGAAAAACCCCUAAUCAAUUUAGAUGGGGAGAGGAAAAAUAGUUAUAAGAAGGAUCGAUAAUUCGACAAGCCGACAAGUAACUUUCUCAAAGAGAAGAAGUGGUUUACUUAAGAAGGCUAAAGAGUUAGCGAUCCUUUGUGAUGCUGAGGUUGGUGUUAUCAUCUUUUCUAGCACCGGAAAGCUCUACGACUACGCAAGCAAUUCAAGUAUGAAAAGUAUCAUUGAACGGUACAACAAAGUAAAAGAAGAGCAACAUCAACGACUGAAUCAUGCCUACGAGAUAAAGUUUUGGCAAAGAGAGGUUGCAAGUUUGCAGCAACAGCUCAAUUAUCUACAAGAAUGCCACAGGAAACUAAUUGGAGAAGAACUUUCUGGAAUGAAUGUUAAUGAUCUACAGAACCUUGAAGACCAGCUAGAAACAAGUCUAAAAGGUGUCCAUCUGAAAAAGGACCAACUUUUGACUGAUCAAAUAAGAGAACUCAAUCUUAAGGGACAUAUCAUCCAAAAAGAGAAUCAAGAGCUAAAUAGUAUGGUAGUUAUGAUGCGUAAAGAAAAUAUCAAACUGCAGAAGAAGAUUCAUGGAAGAAAAACUGCGAUUGAAGGCAAUUCAAGUGGAGAUCGUAUAAGCAAUGAAAACGAAACACAUGCACUACCGCAACUUCAACUCAUACAACUACAACCUCCUAGAGAAAAAUCAAUAAAACUAGGCAUAUGUCUGAAUAUUUGA
Messenger RNA from Eutrema salsugineum, 787 nucleotides. RefSeq names its product MADS-box transcription factor ANR1. The transcript is spliced from 9 exons. Gene Ontology annotation, biological process: positive regulation of transcription by RNA polymerase II. NCBI's taxonomy places the organism in Eukaryota, Viridiplantae, Streptophyta, Magnoliopsida, Brassicales, Brassicaceae. The record is from RefSeq and is a predicted model, not a curated record. Gene Ontology annotation, molecular function: RNA polymerase II cis-regulatory region sequence-specific DNA binding; protein dimerization activity; DNA-binding transcription factor activity, RNA polymerase II-specific. Gene Ontology annotation, cellular component: nucleus. Bases 83 to 787 code for a protein of 234 amino acids.